AUGCCAAUGGUUUCUCACACGCAAGGGGAUCCUGUUGGAUGGACUGAUUUGAGUGAUGAAUUUACUCCUAGAUCUUCACCUAAACAUUUAUCAAUUCACUUAAGGAGGAAACGUAAUGUCAGCAAACAGUUUGGAAAUUCACUUAGUCAAGGGUCAUUCCUUGACGGACAGGAUCACAUUCACACUAGAGGUAAAUCAUGUGAAUGUCCUUUCUGUGGGAAAGCCUUUAGUAAUUCCUCUAGCCUCAGACGACACAAGAUGAUUCAUACUGGAGAGAAACCAUAUAAAUGUCAUCUCUGUGGAAGUGGCUUUUUUCAAAGUUCUAACCUUAGAAAUCACAAGCGGAUCCACACUGGAGAGAAACCAUAUAAAUGUCAUGUGUGUGGGAAAGUCUUCAGUCAAAGUUCCUACCUGAAAGAACAUGAGAAAAUUCACACAGGAGAGAAGCCAUAUAAAUGCCAUCUAUGUGAGAAAAGUUUUAAUCAAAUCUCUUACCUUAGAAAACAUAAGAAAAUCCAUUCCAGAGAGAAGCACUAUGAAUGUCAUCAGUGUGGGAAAGCCUUUAGUCAGAGCUCUGGACUUAGUCAGCACAAGAGAAUCCACACUGGAGAGAAACCACACAUAUGUCUUCUGUGUGGGAAGGCCUUCAGUCACAGUUCUGAAUUGACUCGGCACAAAAGGACCCACACAGGAGAGAAACCCUAUAAAUGUCAGCAGUGUGGGAAUGCUUUCAGUCAAUUUACAAACCUGAGAAGACAUGAGAGAACCCACACUGGAGAGCAGCCCUAUGAAUGUCAGUGGUGUGGGAAAUGCUUCAGUCACGAAUCUUCCCUUAGACGACAUGAGGGAACUCAGCACUGGAGAGAAAGUCAGGAGGGCCCUCAGUAG
Messenger RNA from Delphinapterus leucas (beluga whale), 888 nucleotides. The record is from RefSeq and is a predicted model, not a curated record. NCBI's taxonomy places the organism in Eukaryota, Metazoa, Chordata, Mammalia, Artiodactyla, Monodontidae.